Messenger RNA from Xiphias gladius (swordfish), 2163 nucleotides. It is a transcript of the gene pdcd10a, whose product is annotated as programmed cell death 10a. Gene Ontology annotation, cellular component: Golgi apparatus; FAR/SIP/STRIPAK complex. The transcript is spliced from 8 exons. Gene Ontology annotation, biological process: regulation of Golgi organization; positive regulation of MAP kinase activity. NCBI's taxonomy places the organism in Eukaryota, Metazoa, Chordata, Actinopteri, Istiophoriformes, Xiphiidae. Gene Ontology annotation, molecular function: protein kinase binding. Bases 513 to 1145 code for a protein of 210 amino acids. The record is from RefSeq and is a predicted model, not a curated record.
UGUGGAAGCCAUUUCAAUUACAGAACAUUAAGGAGAUUUACCGAAAGAACUACAAUCAGCCUCUCCUCUCUCAACACCGCCCACCCCGGUUGUCGGCUACAGUUUUGUCAGGCAGCAAACUUCCUGAAUGAAACACUAACCACAAUAAGAAGGGCUGAGUUGCCUGUUCGUGCAAACAAUUGAACCAUUUGUCUGUUGUUAUUAUAAAUUUUAAGUUACCGCUGUUUUAUCACCAGGCACAUUAGCUAGCGACGUGGCUCUCGUUGCCUAAGGACGGAGUUGAUCACCUGCUCCAAUCUGCUAAUCCCAUGUUAGCAGACUACCUGUAGGUAUUGUUCUCUUAGCCACCUCAUUGACAUCGGCAAACUGCUUUUUCCUCGUCUCACUUGCAGCUGUCUCACCGCAGGUCCUUGUCUGCUCCCAUUCUGUCAGUCUCCGUGAGUGAUUGAAUGCGGUGAGACUGGCAUCAGUGGACAAGCACACACACACAAAGGGCCAUUGAUUGGUCAAGGAUGACCAUGGACGACAUGAAGAAUGAAGCCGACACCGCCUCAGUAGUCUCCAUGGCUCUCUACACUGUGAUGUAUCCUGUCUUUAACCAGUUGGAGCAAGUCAACUUAUCAGCAGCGCAGACCUUGAGAGCAGCUUUCAUAAAGGCAGAGAAGGAGAACCCAGGUCUGACCCAGGACAUUGUAAUCAAAAUACUGGAGAAGAAGAAUUUAAAGAUCAACUAUAGCGAGUCUCUACUUCGCAUGGCUGCAGACGAUGUGGAAGAGUUCAUGAUUGACAGGCGAGAGCCAGAGUUCCAGGAGCUGAACGAGAGGGCCCGCGCUCUGAAACACAUCCUCAGCACCAUACCGGAUGAGAUCAAUGACAGAGUAGGCUUCCUACAGACCAUCAAAGACAUUGCCAGUGCCAUAAAGGAGCUGCUAGACACGGUUAAUACUGUCUUCAGGAAAUACCACUAUCAGAACAGACGGGCACUGGAACAGCAGAAGAAAGAAUUUGUGAAAUACUCCAAGAGCUUCAGCGACACUCUCAAAACCUACUUCAAAGAUGGAAAAGUGAUAAACGUGUUUGUCAGCGCCAACCGGCUCACCCACCAAACCAACAUGAUACUGCAGGCCUUCAAGACUUUGGUGUAGCAGCCUGAGAAGACCCACACCGACAGAUGUUUUUAUUGUAUCAUUUUGGGCUGUCUAAUUUAUAAUUCUGUGGCUUUGAGGGGAGAUCCGGUAGUUUGAGGUUCAAAGCAAAUCAGGUUGACAGUAAUUGCCAGGGAUUUUUAGCUCUCUUUUAUGUUGUUCUUUUAUCAGAUUCUUAAGUUGAUAUUUCUUUAUUCCUUUUAUACGUUUCCUUCUCUGUUCAGUUCUGUGUAGGGCUAAAAAAAAAUAUAUAUAUAUAGGGAAAACUUGAUCAUUUUCCAUAUCCUUUAAAACUUUUCAAUUGCAAAAGUCUUAAAAAGUUACAGUAAAAAUUUCCAAACACCUUCCCACAUUUUUGGGCUUGCACCUCAUUUUAUUGUCAUUACUGGUUGUAAAAACACACAGUGGUGUCUUCUACUUGGCGCUAAUAUCCUGCCACUAUCAGCAUACAUCAUUUUCAACUUAAAUCUGAUAUCUUCAGAUCUUGUCAAGAAAAUCAAAGUGUGUAGAUUUUUGAAAAUGAGACUUGAAUUUGAAAUUCUUCACCCAGUGCAUCAUAAGCGCAACCCAUCCAGGUGAGCAGUAACUCGUCAGCUGUGUGGUCUUUCUUUUCACUUUAGUUACAGAAAUAUAUGUGAUGUCUUCAUAUUUCCUGUCUUCUAACAAUAGGUAGUCCACUAUAUGAAAUAACACAUUGCUCUUUAGGUAGGUGAUCACAAAUGCAAAAUUUUAAAAGAAUGAGCUGAUCCAAGAAUUGAUUAUUUGGGAUGGGUUUAUGUACUGGGGUUAUGUGCAUACCCUGUCAGUUUUUUCCUGUAAGUUAGAGGUUGGAAAAAAAACGUUUGUAUAUAAGGUUUUUCUUUUCUUAAUUAUCUUGUGACCCUUCAGAAGUUGUAUGUAUUUAUACCAAAAACAAAUCCAACUUGAAACACUUUGGACUUUUAUUGUUUGCUGGUGUAUUUUUCUUUCUUCCCUAUGUAAAAGUGAUAUCAUGUUAUUAAACAUACAGUAAAUGGCA